AUGGCCAUGUACCUGAAGAACAACGAAAGACGGUUGCCUACGGAGCUGCAGCACCAUCUUUGCUUUUUAUGUGGCACUUUAUUUCGUGAACGACAUGAAUAUCAAAAGCAUCUGAUCAGCCAUCAAUCUUUUGCACUGGUCUACCAAAUAUAUAAUUUUGACAAGGCUGAGAGUGAAAGAAGGGCUAAUGAGAAAGCUAAAAAGCCGGAGCAGAAGCCGGGACGGAUUGGACAUACGUUUUCGGACGACUAUUCCAAGAGCAAAGGAUCAUCAUCGCUCCGUCAGUCAGAGGAGCUAGAGAGGGAAAUGAGAUAUCGUGCCAAAGGCCGUCCACGAGCAGCGGAUAAGUUGGAGAAAAUGCAUCGUGAAGAGCGUAAGCAGUAUUUGCGUGAGAAGGAGCGUGAGGAGGAACUUAAUGCUGAGCGAGAACGUCAACGCAAGAUUGAGGCUGCACGAAAGCGCAGAGAAACAAGGAAGAGGAAAUUGGACGAACACGCAGCGAUGGCUGCAAUGAGAGAUCAUGCCAUUCCCAUAGCGAAGCGCAAGCCACCGAGCAGAGAUUCGAUUUCAACUCCACUCGUAUCGCCGACGACAGCAGAUGAGCCAAGCACAUCAACACCACCGCAACCACCCCCACCACCAAGACCAGUGCUGCCACGGGAAACUGCCUCUGGGUUCUCUAUUGGCCCAUUGCCAAAGGAAAAAUGUCCCUACUGCAGCACAGGGGAGUCACUUGAGCAUCCCGUGGAUGCCAUAGAGCACAUUGUGGAUCAUGGCGGCAGUGUCUUAGAUGUAAAACUGCAUUUCUACGAGGAUGAUAAAUUUAUCGCUACGGAGACACAGCUUACAGGGGAGAAAUGCAACGUGUGUGAUGUGAACUUCGAUUUUCCAACCCAG
Molecule: messenger RNA, 897 nt
Organism: Ostertagia ostertagi
Lineage: Eukaryota; Metazoa; Nematoda; Chromadorea; Rhabditida; Trichostrongylidae
Source: the annotation of a GenBank genome assembly